Messenger RNA from Perognathus longimembris pacificus (Pacific pocket mouse), 1206 nucleotides. Its product is annotated as signal-regulatory protein beta-1-like. Bases 1 to 1206 code for a protein of 401 amino acids. Lineage: Eukaryota; Metazoa; Chordata; Mammalia; Rodentia; Heteromyidae. The record is from RefSeq and is a predicted model, not a curated record. Gene Ontology annotation, cellular component: plasma membrane. Gene Ontology annotation, biological process: positive regulation of phagocytosis; positive regulation of T cell activation. The transcript is spliced from 6 exons.
AUGCUCAUUCCUGACUCCUGGCUUCAGUCUCCUCCUCCCAUCCUACUACUGACCCUCCUACUGGGACUCAGAGGAGCAGCUGAAGAUGAGCUGCAGGUGAUACAGACAGACAGGGCGGUGUCUAUCGCCGCAGGACAGUCGGCCAUGCUGCGCUGCACUGCGACCUCCAUGCGCCCCCUGGGGCCCAUCCAGUGGUUCAGGGGGAAAGGACCAAGCCGGGAGUUGAUCUGCAAUUUCAAAGAACCAUACCCUCCCCGCGUCACACCAGUUGCAGAUCCCACACAGAGAGAAAACAGGGACUUUUCCAUCCGCAUCCAGAAUGUCACCCCAGCAGACGCGGGCACCUACUACUGUGUGAAGUUCGAGAAGAUGCCCUCUAGGGAGAGGGAGUUUAAAUCUGGAUCAGGCACUGAGCUGUCUGUGAGUGCCAGACCUUCUGCUCCCGUGGUUGCCGGCCCUGUAGCCAGGGCCACACCUGGGCAGACAGUGAAUUUCACCUGCAAGUCCCACGGCUUCUCCCCCCGGAACAUCACCCUGAGAUGGUUCAAAAACGAGAAGCAGCUCUCUGCCUCCCACACCAGCCUGGACCCCAAGGGAGAGAGCGUUUCCUACAGCGUUUCCAGCACAGCCAGGGUGCAGCUGGCCCUUGGGGACGUCCGCUCUCAGGUCACCUGCGAGGUUGCACAUGUCACCUUGCCCGGGGGCCCUCUUCGUGGGACUGCCUACUUGUCUGACGCCAUCCGAGUGCCGCCCACGGUGGAGGUCAGCCAGCAGCCCACCAUGGCAGAAAACCAGGGGAACAUCACCUGCCUGGCGACCAACUUCUACCCCUCGAGGCUGCAGCUGAGCUGGAUGGAGAAUGGAAACGUGUCCCGUGCCGAAACGGGCUGGGCCCUCACUGAGAACAAGGAUGGGACAUACAACCAAAUGAGCUGGCUACUGGUGAACACCUCUGCGCACAGGGAGAGCGUGGUGCUCACCUGCCAGGCGGAGCACGAGGGCCAGCCCGCCAUCACUGCCAGCUUCACCCUGGAGGAGGAGCAGGCAGGCGACACAGCCCCUGAUGUCAUGUGCUUUGAUCCUGCUGUGCUCCUCACAAUUCUGUUCCUUGGCACCAAGGUGCUGCUGGCAUUUGGAGUCUCUGCCAUCUACAUCCAUAGGAAGGAGAUGGACAUCUGUCAAUCUGCUCCUGAACUGAAGCUAUGA